Messenger RNA from Chironomus riparius, 663 nucleotides. NCBI's taxonomy places the organism in Eukaryota, Metazoa, Arthropoda, Insecta, Diptera, Chironomidae. The record is from the annotation of a GenBank genome assembly.
CUAAUAAUGCUCAUUAUAUUUUCAAACGUAUAAAAGAAGCCACAAUACGAUUAUUUAACAACAGUCUAUUUGUGGCAGAACUCAAGAACUCAAGUAUAACAAACUAAGCAUAAUGAAACUUUUAGUGGUUUUUGGUGCAUUUUUAGCAGUUGCUGCUGCUCUUCCUCAUGAACUUAGUCAUGGAUACAAAGUUGAAGUAAAACACGAUUUGCAUCAUCCACAUCAUUAUCCAGUCAAUCAUCACGAACCACUCGUUCAUGAGCCACUCGUUCACGAGCCAGAAUAUCAUAAUAAACAUCAUGAUGAAGAUUUUUAUGCUUAUCCAAAGUACAAAUUCGAAUAUGGUGUAAAAGAUCCACAUACCGGUGACCACAAGAGUCAAUGGGAAAUUAGAGACGGAGAUGUUGUUAAGGGAGAAUAUACAUUAGAUGAAGCUGAUGGCACAAAGCGUAUUGUCACAUAUGAAGCUAGCGAUAAAACUGGAUUUAAUGCUGUCGUCAAGAAGGUUGGAAAGGCUCAUCAUCCAGAACACUAUAAACAACAUGGAUAUGGAUAUUAAAUAAGUUCUACCUAGACCAAAGAUUUAUGAGUUAAUUGAUGUUUUGCUUAAUUUGUGUGAUAAUUUUUUAAAAGCAAUGCAAUAAAGAUGCAAUUUUGAGGAUU